Seriola dumerili (greater amberjack) is the source of this 1777-nucleotide messenger RNA. RefSeq names its product gamma-aminobutyric acid receptor subunit alpha-5-like. Gene Ontology annotation, molecular function: inhibitory extracellular ligand-gated monoatomic ion channel activity; transmitter-gated monoatomic ion channel activity involved in regulation of postsynaptic membrane potential; GABA-A receptor activity. Lineage: Eukaryota; Metazoa; Chordata; Actinopteri; Carangiformes; Carangidae. The record is from RefSeq and is a predicted model, not a curated record. Gene Ontology annotation, cellular component: GABA-A receptor complex; postsynapse; synapse. The transcript is spliced from 10 exons. The coding region runs from base 63 to 1466 and encodes 467 amino acids. Gene Ontology annotation, biological process: synaptic transmission, GABAergic; signal transduction; regulation of postsynaptic membrane potential.
CCCCGGUCGCUGUUUGGGGAAAAAAGGCCAAAAAUAAAUAAAUAAAAAAAACCUUGGUGGUGAUGGAUCUGCAUUCAGCUCUAAACAACAAAGUGAGCAGAAUUUCAGUCAUGGCAAGGCUCGUCAUUUCCCUCCUGCUCCUGUGUGGGUGCCAAAAUAGCCUCUGCCUAUCCUCCUCAGAGGCUCAGAAGGAGACGGCCGCCAACGACAACAGCACAGUUUUCACCAGGAUUCUGGAUGGGCUCCUUGAUGGUUAUGACAACAGGCUCCGGCCGGGGCUCGGAGAGAAUGUCACAGAGAUCAAGACGAAUAUUUUUGUCACCAGCUUUGGCCCGGUGUCUGACACAGAGAUGGAAUACACCAUAGACGUCUUCUUCCGUCAGAGCUGGAAGGACGAGCGUCUGUGCUUCAAAGGGCCCAUGGAGAUGCUGCCGUUAAACAACCUGCUGGCCAGCAACAUCUGGACCCCAGAUACCUUUUUCCUUAACGGCAAGAAGUCUAUUGCUCACAACAUGACCACGCCCAACAAGCUGCUGAGGCUGAAGGAUGACGGCACUUUGCUUUACACUAUGAGAUUGACCAUAUCAGCAGAGUGCCCCAUGCAGCUGGAGGAUUUCCCCAUGGACGCACACGCCUGCCCUCUUAAGUUUGGCAGCUAUGCCUAUCCAGUGUCAGAGGUGGUCUAUACUUGGACUCAGGGAGCUGCAAAGUCAGUGGUGGUGGCAGAGGACGGCUCCAGACUCAACCAGUACCAUCUUAUUGGGCAAACUGCUGGCACAGAGGACAUACACACAAGCAGAGGACAGUAUACAGUGAUGAUGGCCCACUUCUACCUGAAGAGGAAGAUUGGAUAUUUUGUCAUCCAGACAUAUAUGCCCUGUUUCAUGACUGUAAUCCUGUCUCAGGUGUCAUUUUGGCUAAACAGAGAAUCAGUUCCUGCAAGGACUGUCUUUGGGGUGACCACGGUGCUGACCAUGACCACCCUCAGCAUCAGCGCCAGGAACUCACUCCCUAAAGUGGCCUACGCUACAGCCAUGGACUGGUUCAUUGCCGUCUGCUAUGCGUUCGUCUUUUCUGCCCUCAUCGAGUUCGCCACAGUGAACUACUUCACCAAGAGGAGCUGGGCCUGGGAUGGCAAGAAGGCUCUGGAAGCACAGCACCCUAAGAAACGAGACCCUAUGGUGCUGUCGAAAAAACCCAACAACGUCUGCUCGGCGGGCGUCAACUACACUCCCAACCUCACCAAGGACGUGUCCAUCUCCACCAUCUCCAACACGACGUCGGUGCAGCUCCGAACCGCUGAGACCAAGAUGGUGGAUCCCAAGAAGACCUACAACAGCGUCAGCAAGAUCGACAAGAUGUCGCGGAUAGUAUUCCCCGUCCUCUUUGGAACCUUCAACCUCGUCUACUGGGCCACGUACCUUAACAGAGAACCGGUGGUGAAAGGAGUUGUCACCUCAACGUAAUCUCUCUUCUUUCUUUUUUUUUUUCUUUUUUCUUUUCGGAGACAGAGAGUUUGUGUAAGGGAGGAAGUUUAAGCCUAAUUGGAGAGUGGGUGGACUAAAAGGAAAGGGGUUGUUGUAAGGUCUCUGCCCUAGACAAAAAAAUAUUAAAAACAAAUAUCUGCGCUUGAAGAACAAAAACAAACUAUACUUAACUAUCUAAUUCAAGCACUUUGAAUGGAUGGAAAGCUACAACAGAAUCCCUUUCCUGUUCUUCAUGGCCUAACAAAAUGCUUGAUCACAAAGGAACUGCUUUUAAAACUCUGUCGACGAGA